GGAGGUAUGAGGUCGGGAGCAGGAAUAUCUUGACGGAAGGAAAUAUUCUCUCCAUAUUUUUCAUUUCCAAGACAUGUGGCUGUGGAUUUUCCUCCCUGUGAGUCUCUCGCUGACAUCCUUCAUUGGAACGUGGGCAGUAUACGGCUUAGCCUCGUCCAGCGGACAUGUGUGCUUGCUCACCGACUGGCAGGGGCAGAACUUCUGCACAGUCAAUCACACUGAGGACUGCUGCAGGGUUCCCACCAUUAGCACCAGCGGAGCCUCCCCGCCGGAGAAUUCACUUUUCACGGCGACCAUCAACGCCGGCUCCUUCCUGUUUUUCCUCUUCUGCAUAUUCCACCAUGCCCACGUGAUGGAGAAAAACGCGCGUCACGGCACAAUGAGCAGGUUGGCGCUGGUCUUCGGCGUGGGGGCAUCUCUGGGAUCAUUUGCCGCCGGAAACUGCAACCCCGGUUACCUGACCCUGCUCCACCACAUGGGGGCGGGGGUGAGCUUCAUAUGCCUUUGCUGCUACGCCGUCCUGCUCACCGCACUGACGAGGAGAUGCCAGCUGACGGGCUACGAGAAUUUUCUCUACCCACUGCGCAUCGUGUCCACUGUGCAACAGACCAUCCUCACCGUCUGCUACGCUUUUUGCUUCGGCCAGCACGACUACCACUACGUUCACCUGUCGGCCGUGUUCGAGUGGCUCCUCAGCGCCAACCUGGAGCUUUUCGAGCUCACCUACGUGGCCGAGUUCAGCUUCUUCUCCUCCUACAUGCUGUCCAACCUGUACGGCCCGCGCGACGAGGACGGGCCGUUCAUGUUGGCCUAACGCGCACGCUAACUCGCGCAAAGGCUGCCCAGGUCCAGCUGGAGAACGAGUACGACGGGACCGUGAAUGCGACGUGAGGAUUUUAUGACGACUGACUGUCGGGAUCCAUAUUUAUUCACGCGUGAGCUAUCGUUGUGAAGAUCACUCAUGGUUGGGGUGUACAGUACAUUGAGUUGAUGCUUUGUAUACCUCAUAUCCUGUCGCGCUGGAUUCCUACGACAGUGCUCUUGGCCUCAGGGGCGGAUGUCGUUACCCCCCCUGGGCAUUUUGUUAAGGUGUAGAAAAUAAUCAGGUCCAGAAUCCGAUCACCUUUUCAUGUUUAGGUGACAGGAAAUUAUGCAAGUACUAACCCACUCAAUAUGAAGUGUACAGUUGUGCCUCGAGUGAUCAGACUUAUCGAGAUUCGAGCUAUCGUUUGACUAGUGAAAUUUGAUACGAGCCCUGUAUAGUUGCAUUAAAAUCUGCUAUCUUAAUGCUAACAGAUAAAACACCAUAGAUGGGCUAAUGAAACUAACACCGACGUUGCAUCGUUAAGCAAUACACUGUGUAUUUGAGCACAAAUGAUGGAGCAACAUGUCGACAGAUGACAUAUUACCUACAGGCAUAUAUUCUUUAUCUUCCGCAAAGAACAGUGUUAGGUUACUGGAAAGUUGAAGCCCACCUCCAUGUAUUCUAUACCUAAUUUUCUGUAUUAUACUGUCCCCGGGGGCCGAGGGUUGCACACCAGAAGGUCCAGCGCAAUGUCUAUCAAAUUGAAGCAAAAAAAAUGUGGCAACAAGUUUUAGUUUCUAUACAUUCUAUUUAAUUCAUCACUAAGUUUUUUUUUUUUUUUUUUUAAGUUCCAAUUCAUUCAUUUCAAUGGGGAAAGAUGAUUUUCAAGGUUUUUAGUUACAAGCAUGGUCUUGAAAGAAAUUAACUCAUAUUUCAAGGUGCCACUGUAUCCACUAACGCGGUUGAACUUCACCCAGCAAUCAUUUAUGUGUCGCGCAUCACAUACCAACACUAAUCUGUGGAUGCCAACAACACUCGAUGCAGCUCUGCCUACCUUUUGGCUUUGACAGACUGACUGCCUGUGUAUGGAAAACCACGAGCAUUUAUUCAUUACUGUAUAUCUGCAUCUAUCUAGAUCCAGUUUAAGAUUGGACUAGGCCAAAAGCGGCACUAGUGAUGGGAAAAGAUUACAUGCAAGAGCUGUUCUUUUAGUGCACUUGUCAUACUAGUGAGGAUGGAGUGCACGAGUACAUAGACUGGAUAAACUGGAUAUUAUUUGGGGGGGGGGGCUCAAAUUCACCAAAACGUGAGUCCAAUUUUCAGUGUCUUAAUUAAUCUCUCAACCUAGGGAGGAGAGGAGGGAGUAAGAAACCAUGUGCGAGAAAAAAAAAAAAAAAGGUUAAAAACAGAAAACUUCAAAGUUGAAGUAAAUUUGAAUUUUGCGUCACUUUCGGGAUGUCUGCGGGUGGGACAAAGACAACAGCUGCAGCGGCCUGUCGAUUUAAUGCAAAGCACUUAACCUUUACUUGAAAGAAGGUAAUAUACAUCCUGGGAGAAAGGAUAAAGAUGCCACUAUGCAAAAAAAAAAAAAAAAAUUAUAAUUCCACAAUGAAUUUCAUCUUUUUAAAUUGAAACAGAGAUAGUGUGUCAUUAUCUACAUUUUGUUAGCAAGGGGACAGUGAAAGCGCAACAAAAGUUGGGUCAGUAUCUUUACUGUUUGGUACACUGUAAAAAAAAAAAAAAAAAAAAAAUUAAUCUAGAAUGCAGUACUCCAUCCACAUUGUCCCCCUCCCUCCCUGGAAAAAAAAAGUCAUUCCUCAACUGCAAGUGAUACAUUAUAAAUAAAUGUAAAGAGGGCAACUUGGGGAAGAAAUAAAGAACAAAAAAAAAAAAGGGGAAAAACAAAA
Syngnathoides biaculeatus (alligator pipefish) is the source of this 2712-nucleotide messenger RNA. RefSeq lists its product as uncharacterized. Bases 74 to 814 code for a protein of 246 amino acids. Gene Ontology annotation, biological process: protein localization to plasma membrane. The transcript has 7 exons. The record is from RefSeq and is a predicted model, not a curated record. Lineage: Eukaryota; Metazoa; Chordata; Actinopteri; Syngnathiformes; Syngnathidae.